This is a messenger RNA of Stylophora pistillata, 1449 nucleotides long. RefSeq names its product inactive pancreatic lipase-related protein 1. NCBI's taxonomy places the organism in Eukaryota, Metazoa, Cnidaria, Anthozoa, Scleractinia, Pocilloporidae. Gene Ontology annotation, molecular function: lipase activity. Gene Ontology annotation, biological process: lipid catabolic process. The record is from RefSeq and is a predicted model, not a curated record.
AAAUCUCUGACGUUAUGCUGAUAUUACUGUGGAGAUAACUUUGAGGCAGUUGGACUUAACGAAAAAAGAGAGUGUAUCCAUCACAUAGGUGAAAUGUCAGCGAAAAAGGUCGUUAUCGUCGUUAUCUUAGGGUUAGCUGUAUCAACACAGGGAUUGCUUUUUAACCGUGAGCCCAAAGAGGUCACUUAUGGAAAGUACGGCACAUUCAAGGAACAACCAAAUGUUCGAUGGAGCAUCUUCAUUCGCCGCCCAAGUUUACCAGAAUCUCCAUCCACUGUUGGCACAACAUUUCACUUGUUUACUCGAGGUGGCUCUUUGACAGUUGAUGAUGAAGAUUAUACGAACCUAAUGGGCUCAGACUUCGACAUCUCACGACGCACGAUAUUUAUAAUUCACGGUUUCAAUGAAGGUAAAGAUACCUGGGCAGUGAGAAUGAAAGACGCCCUUCUAAAUCAGGAAGAUUGCAAUGUGAUUUUGGUGGAUUGGUCUGAAGGAGCAAAAAACCAACCAAACAUUGAUCUCUUAAAGAGCUAUCUACAGGCUGCUGGAAACACUCGACUGGUAGGGGCUCAGGUAGCAGAGCUGAUAAGGUUCCUGAUUUCUAGCGAUGCUAGAUCACAUGAACCGGAGUUCUAUAUUGUGGGAUUUAGCCUCGGUGCCCAGACAGCGGGGUAUGCAGGGAGCUACUUAAGGAAUAAAGCCGAGAUGACACUUAGUCGUAUUACAGGAUUAGAUCCAGCUAAUCCUUUUUUUAGGAACGCCGAUGUUAACUACCGAUUGGACCCAAGUGACGCUGAGUAUGUUGACGUCAUACACACAGACAUGGAUGUCGCUGGGACGGACAAAGCGACAGGUCAUACGGACUUUUAUCCAAAUGGGGGAAAAAGUCAGCCUGGUUGUAAAUCCGAUCGGCUAGGGCUAGACUCCUUGAAGAAUCUCGCCUGUGACCACAUGAGGGCUACAGAAUACUACAUUGCAACAAUUGAACCAAAGAAAGACGAACCAGAUUGUUCCUGGAAAGCGUAUCCGUGUGGAAGAUACUCUGACUUUGAGAAACGAAGGUGUAUGACCUGCAAUGGGGAAUGUCCCACUAUGGGGUACCUUGCCGACAAAACCAAACGAACUGGAGAAUUUUAUCUGGACACAAACCACCAAGCUCCGUUCUGUGGGUCGCUUCCAUGGUAAAAAAAAUGCUGUCUGAUUCGCUGGUGAAGAAAUUCUGCUUUUACUACUUUGGUGAAUAGAGAAUUAUGAUUACGGUGUUGUAGUAGUUUAGUUCUGUUUUUAGUUUUACUUUAACGAAGCCCAAGUCGUGCACAAUGUGCCUCUGUUUUCGACAGGGACAUUUUUUAGUCUUUUGUAACUGCAAAUGAAAAAUGCGAUAGUUUGUUUGUUUGUUUAUUGGAUAAGUAGGCAUUCAAAAUGAAUAAAAACUGGAGGGUUGGCUGA